This is a messenger RNA of Drosophila kikkawai, 694 nucleotides long. It is a transcript of the gene mRpL14, whose product is annotated as mitochondrial ribosomal protein L14. NCBI's taxonomy places the organism in Eukaryota, Metazoa, Arthropoda, Insecta, Diptera, Drosophilidae. Gene Ontology annotation, biological process: translation. Gene Ontology annotation, molecular function: structural constituent of ribosome. Gene Ontology annotation, cellular component: mitochondrion; ribosome. The record is from RefSeq and is a predicted model, not a curated record.
ACAUCGAUAGUAUCAUUAGCACCUCUAUCUGGCAAUAAUAAUUGUAUAAUUUCUUGUUUUCGUUUUUAAUGAAUUAAAUUCCUGCCUAAAGAGGAAAAAAUCACACUCUGCAAUGGCUCUACGGUUAAUGAGGACCUUCACCUUGGGCCCAGCCACUCUGAACGCCGUCGGGCGGCAGCAGCACCAGCAGCAGCUGAUCCACACGACGCCGGCGUGCUGCGAGAUUAGGAAACUGGCCCGCCUCCGUGUGGUGGACAACAGCGAUCUGGGCAAGCGGGCCAUGGCCGAGGGCCGGCCGCCCCGCUGCAUUCAUGUGUACAACAAGCGCGGCGUGGGUCUGAUCGGCGACAAGGUCCUGGUGGCUAUCAAGGGCCAGAUGAAAAAGGGCAUCCUCGUGGGCCUCAAGCAGAACCAGCGGCCCAAGCAGCCCAAGUUUGACAGCAACAACCUGGUGCUGAUCGACGACAAUGGCAGUCCGCUGGGCACACGCAUCCAUGUACCCAUACCCACUGUCCUGCGGACGAUUCUCAAGGAGAAGACGCUGGCCAAGGGAGCGGACUACACCAAGGUCCUGGCCAUAGCCAGCAGAUAUGUUUAGAUGGAGUCCCACUGAGGCCUAUAGCCUUUUUUUGUUUGUUAAACUUGUAAAGAUAUGAAAAAUCUAUAAAAUAUAUAAAUUAUAUACAAAACUAAA